Messenger RNA from Danio aesculapii, 723 nucleotides. RefSeq names its product late endosomal/lysosomal adaptor, MAPK and MTOR activator 2 (gene lamtor2). Bases 100 to 477 code for a protein of 125 amino acids. The transcript has 4 exons. Gene Ontology annotation, cellular component: Ragulator complex. Gene Ontology annotation, biological process: cellular response to amino acid stimulus; positive regulation of TOR signaling. The record is from RefSeq and is a predicted model, not a curated record. Lineage: Eukaryota; Metazoa; Chordata; Actinopteri; Cypriniformes; Danionidae. Gene Ontology annotation, molecular function: guanyl-nucleotide exchange factor activity; molecular adaptor activity.
AGUCAGCUGACGUUCAUGCUGGGCUGCUGGAAGUUGUUGCUAUAAUCUCGCGUAGAUUUUAACAUUUAUUACUAUUUUUUUACGAUUUUCCUUUGAAUUAUGUUGCGUCCUAAAGCAUUAACACAAGUGCUCAGUCAGGCAAACACCAGUGGCGUACAGAGCACACUCUUGUUGAAUAACGAAGGCUCUCUGCUGGCGUAUUCUGGAUAUGGAGACACAGAUGCCAGAGUCACUGCAGCGAUCGCCAGCAAUAUCUGGGCGGCUUAUGACAAAAACGGCCAUCAGGCCUUCAAUGAGGACAAGCUCAAGUUUAUUCUCAUGGACUGUAUGGAGGGCAGGGUGGCCAUAACACGGGUCGCAAACUUGUUGCUCUGCAUGUAUGCCAAGGAGACCGUAGGCUUCGGGAUGCUCAAGGCCAAGGCUGAAGCUUUAGUGCAGUACCUCGAGGAGCCACUAACACAAGUGGCAGCAUCAUAAAAUGUUGUUGUGUUCUCGGAAGCAGAAACUUCACAGAAUCUUAGCCUUCAUAUUAUAUUCUAUUAUUUAUUUGAAUACUCUGUAUGAUUGCUAUAUCAAACUGUGCACCCACUAGACCCAAAAUAUGGCUUCUAUUUGAACUGCAUCUUCACUUUUCUUGGUUUAUCUCUCAGGAUUUUUGCAAUCAUUGAUCAGACUAUAUCUGGUGUCAACAAAAAGAAAUAAAUGUUUUGUUUUUUUGUUAAA